AUGGUAUAUAUAUCAAAUGAAACUAAAUUUUGGGAAUUGGAAUCAGAAGUUCCUAGUUGGUUAAAAAAAAUUAUGAGUUAUCAUGAAAAAUUAUAUUCAGAGAAAGAUGAAGAGCAAAGGAUCAAAUUCUUUGUCCCUGAUGUACUCACAUCAAAAGAAUUUCUCAACUUAAAAGAUCAUCAUGUUUCUAAUGCACUCAACCUUAAACAUUCAGAAUAUAAUUGGACUAUAUUGGAGUCAUCAGUUGAGAAUUGCUUGAAGUCUUUGGGAAAAGUGAGUAAUUCAGUUGUUACAAUACCACAAAGCUUUCUAAUAUUUAAAUCAGAUAUUUUUAGUUAA
This is a messenger RNA of Entrophospora sp. SA101, 339 nucleotides long. The record is from the annotation of a GenBank genome assembly. NCBI's taxonomy places the organism in Eukaryota, Fungi, Glomeromycota, Glomeromycetes, Entrophosporales, Entrophosporaceae.